Messenger RNA from Strongyloides ratti, 1314 nucleotides. Its product is annotated as Inner centromere protein, ARK-binding domain-containing protein. Bases 1 to 1314 code for a protein of 437 amino acids. The record is from RefSeq and is a predicted model, not a curated record. The transcript is spliced from 3 exons. NCBI's taxonomy places the organism in Eukaryota, Metazoa, Nematoda, Chromadorea, Rhabditida, Strongyloididae.
AUGCCUAAGAAAAAUUAUAAAAGAAGAAAAAUUGGAAUAACAAUAAAAAAUGAGAAAGAAAAUCAAUUUUUAAAUUUACUAUCUGACAAAGAAUUUAUAUUGUCUACAAAACAUGGAUCAUAUUUAAAUAAUAUUCCUUGUAAAGAAGAGUUGUCAGAUUUUACUGGAAAAUUAGAAGAAAUAUAUGAAAAGUAUUGUCUAAAUAUUGAAGAUAAUAUUCUUUUAAAAUUAUGGAAUCAACGUGGUAAAGUUAAAUGUUUUGUAAAUGAACAUGAUAAUAUGAUAAAGAUUCCACCAACUCCAUCAAAAGGAAAAAAUAUCUCUCAAAUAGAUAUUAUGAAACAAAAUAUAACAGAAAGAAAAGAAUUUUUAGAGCUGCGAACUACUAUUAAUAAAAAUGAUAAUAAUUCUAAUAAUAUGAUUAAUACUUGUUAUACAAAGAAUCAUUCUGAAACAAAUGUAAAUAAAAAUAAUAACACUAAUAACACUUUUUCAAAUUCAAAAUGUAAUGUAAUUAGCAAUUUUGGAAAAAAGCGAAGAAACACUGCUGAGAGAGAAAUGUGUAUUGAAGAACAGAUGGGAACACUUAUUCAAGCAGAUUUAAGAAGAAAAAUGUUGCUAGAUGAAAAAGUUAAAAGAAUAAAAUUAGAAAGAGAAGAAAAAAUGAAACAGGUAAAAGAAAAAUUACGUCAACAAGAAAUCAACCCAAUGAAUAAAAAAAGUAAAUUGUUACAGAAUAAGGAUGUAGUUGAAAAGAUAAAAAAAUCAAAAUUACCACCUUUAACACAAAAAAGUACCAAGAAUUUCUUUAAUGAACAGCAAGAUACUAAAAAUAAUUUAAAAUAUACUAAUAACAAACUAACAAAUUUUAAUCAUUCUAAAAAACCAAAUGUUAUUUAUGAAAAUAAAAAUAAAAGAAAACGAAAAAGUGAUAUGAAGGAUGAAAUAAAAUUUCUCAUUCCACCUGUUAAAAAUGGACGAUAUUCUGAAUCGAGUGAUAAUAUGUUUAUACAAAAUAACAAACCACUAAUAAAUUGUUAUACGAAUAUUAAUAAAUUCAAUGAUAAUUCUAAAAAACUAACCAAUAAAAUAGAUAAUGAAUCAUAUAAAAUUGAAAACAUAUCAGACUGUGAUACAACAGAUGAUGAAAAUAAUCCAUUUGGUAUUGUUCCAAAAUGGGCACAAUUUGAAAAUUUAAAAAAUUCUCUUAUUCAUCAAUCUAAAACUUUUAAUUCGUUAACCAAAAUUGAAAAUGUUUUUGGAAGCUUUUGCUUUUUUAAAUUACGUUUUCCAUCUAAUGAAAGUCAUAUAUAA